AAUACAAUCUCAUAACUGUGUUGGUCUCUAUAAAAACCAUUCAUUUAGUCGAUGUAAACUGUGGCUACUACGCACGAUUUCAGAUGUUAACAAUGAGGUGUUUUGUUAUAUCACACUGACUAUCCACCUCCACAUUUAAGAGCAUUUACGUACAGGUGCACCUCUCACCUGCCUCAGAUCGUACCUCUGUGUAAGUGCAAUGAGACUUGCAACAACCAUUUUAUCACUGUUACAUCUAACUUGUGAAAGAUGUCAUUAAAUCGUUACUUGCUGAGUACUCUGAGUUCUCAAAUGUCAGGUGUAUAAAGGCAUAGGGCAGAUACACAUUUAUUAAGGGGUUAACUUAACGAGACAUUGAGUCUCUAGAUAGGCAACACUCUUCAUUAUCUUAUUCACGUAAACUCAAGGCAAACAAAAACAAAGUUUUUCCCAAGUUUCCCUAUGUUUCAAAACAUUCUAAAGGACAACUCUUCAGAAUGUUUUUUUUAAAUAUACACGAAAGCUAAGGAAAAACAGUAUUUCAUUUUUCCUGUGAAACUAAAAGAGCAAGUACCAUUGUGUAAUAAAAAUGCAAUAAAAAAAAUAUGUAGGUGUGUUCAGGGCGCUCAGAAGCCGAUAGUGUGUGUUUGAUAUAUUAGUUGAAUUUUCUAUUUAUAAGGCGUAACCACUCCCCCCCCCAACAGUGCCCUCCUACCCCGCCUGUGACCUACCAACAAGCUAACCAACCAACACAAGCGGCGUUUAGGAAACUUUCCAAGGAAGAUGGCCUACGCAACAACGAACCUCUCAUCAGAAACGAUAACCUCGGUAGACCCAGUGACGGAGACCCGAGAAACGCAGCAGGGAAGAAACUCGGACGAGAGAGACUCAUUAAACUGGAAAUCCCAAACAUGGAGGAAAAAGGCGUGAGUGAUAAGAGUAACACACGGGAAAUGAGACAAGAGGCUGAAAGGAAGAGGCCAGAGCAGCCUCCCCAGAAGAAGGCGAGUAAGGAGGAGUCCCCAUUUCUAAGGCAGGUGAAUGAGGAUAUGCAAGAGAGACUCAAGAAAGUGCAAAUGCAAAAUCGACUAGAAAAGGAAAAGAGAGAGGAACUGCGGAAUAAAAGAGAUGAGCUUAGAAGGCAAGAAAGAGAAAGAGAAACUGAGAAGGAUGAUUGUCGAAAGAGGCAAGAGAAGGAAAGGGAAGAGGAGAUGCUAAAGAAACGGCAGGAAAAAGAAAGGGAAGAAUUACGAAAGAGGCGGGAAGAGCGGGAGAAAGAGGAAUUGCAAAGGAAACAAGAAGAGAGAGAAAGGGAAUUGAGAUUGCGACAAGAAAGAGAAAAAGAGGAGAUACGAAGGAGACAGCAAGCUAAAGAAAAAGAGGAAAUGAGAAUUAGACAAGAGAAGGAGAGAGAGGAACUACGAAAGAGAGCGGAAGAAAAGGAAAAAGAAGAAUUACGAAAGAGACAACAAGAAAGAGAGAAAGAGGAAUUGCGAAAAAGGCAACAAGAACGAGAGAGAGAGGAAUUGCGAAAGAAACAGCAAGAGAAAGAGGAAGAAAUGCGAAGGAGACAGGAAGAGAGAGACAAAGAGAUACGAAAGCGACAGCAAGAGAGAGAAAAGGAAGAGUUGAGAAAGAGACAGCAAGAGAAAGAGCGAGAGGAAUUACGGAAGAAACAGCAAGAGAAAGAAAGGGAGGAACUACGGAAGAAACAGCAAGAAAAAGAGAGGGAAGAAUUACGAAAGAAACAGCAAGAAAAGGAGAAGGAAGAAUUACGAAAGAAACAACAAGAGAAAGAAAAAGAAGAAUUACGAAAGAAACAAGAGAAAGAAAAAGAAGAAUUACGAAAGAAACAACAAGAAAAAGAAAAAGAAGAAUUACGAAAGAAACAGCAAGAGAAAGAAAAAGAAGAAUUACGAAAGAAAGAUAGAGAGGAGGAACUCCGGAAAAAGCAGCAGCUUAGAGAAACGGAGGAAUUACGAAAGCAACAAGAGAAACGGGAGGAAGUGCUCAGGAAGAAGAGUGAAGAGGGGAGGAAGACAAGCACUGAGGCUGAAGACUCUCCACAAGACCGAGCAAGCGUCUUUGGCGUCCAGCUCAGGUCGAGGAAACAGUCUGACACGACACCCAAGGUGGUACCUAGAGACGAUGAAGAUCCAUCGACCGAUAAACUGAAAUUGAACGAUCUGCGAAACAAGUGGGAAUCAAAAAUCCAGGGUGAGAGCGAACAGAAGCAGAGGAGGCAGAGUCUAACUCUGAAACCCAAACAGGAAAAAGAAGAGACAACGAAGCCGGAGGCUGGAAAGCCUGAGUCAAAGGACGAUGCACAACCCAAGCAGAAAACUCAAAACGAGGAGAAACCAGUUAAACGCGUGCGAAUUGCCCCGAAUGAGAAACAGAUCAUAGAACUCAAGACAGAGCCUGGACAGGGUUCUGGCAAAAUCGACCCGCUCAAGCAGCAAAUAGAAAACGCCAAAUUAAAGCUACACCCAACUGACAUGAAAGAAAGGGAUGACAACGCUAAGAAAAAGGAAGAACCAGAAUGGGCAGACAAAGCCAGAAUCCGAGCAUUAGAUAAACAAGAUAAGCAAAAGGAUCAGAGACAAGAGGCCACUACUCGAUACACGAACAAGCCGGCGACACCAAACAAAGACGAUCCACGUAAGGAGGAGCAGAAUAACUUACUCAUGGAGAGGGCGACCACACCUGCUGACCUGGCUGUGGCAAAUCUGCAGAACGAUGGCGCCUCUAGGUCAUCAUCUCCGAUGGUUGAGGAACAGUGGGGCACACCACAGGAGCACUGGAUACCAAGUACUCCCAAGGCUGGGGUGAAAAUAAUUGAGAAGAAAGAUGAGGAAGAAGAAUCAGACGAAGGGUCUGAGGAAGAAGAGGAGGAGGAAGAAGAAUGAGAAGAAGAGUCUGAAGAAGAUGAUGAAGAAGAUGAAGAGUCAGACGAUGAGGAGUCUGUUCCUCAGGAGGAGAUCUCUGAAGUGUUCAGCAUGGAUGCUGAGGAUCAGGAGGAGGAAGAGGUACCAGUAACUACAGGGAAGACCAUCCCCAGAGCAAACACUCCGCCUCAUACAUCGAGGCUUCAGACUCGCCUGGACUCAGAAUUCCCUAAAAGUGAAGCAGCCAGCAAGCCCCAGCCCCCAGUCCCUGCCCCCAGGUCCAAGCUACAAGAGCUGCUCAGUACUGCCUUUCCUCCCUUUGUGGAAAAAUCUGUCGAGCCUCAGAUAUUAGCUUCACCCGCUGAGGCUUCUAAACCGCAAGAAACUGAUGUUAAUAUUUCUCCUGAACUAUCCGAAAAAUCCCCUGAACAACUAACAAGCAUUUCACCAUUGAAGUCGCCAUUCGUUCAAGAAUUGUUAGAUGCUGGAUUUCCAAACGCUGAAAAUCAGUCUGGAAAGACUGAAAAUUCUAUCGUCACCUUCGCAGAACAAGUGGAUGAUAUUGUAAAUAGCUUCGACACUCAGAGUAACGAGCAAUGUUGCAGCAGCCUCGAUCACCUGCCACAAGACUUGCAGUUAGACUUGUGUAUAGGAGAGCAGCAAACUUCACAGCACCUGCAAGAUGUAGUUACGGUGCCACAACCCGAGAAGGUCGUAAAAGUUGCGGUGCCACAAUCCAAGGACACUGUAGAGGUCACGGUGCCACAAUCCAAGGACACUGUAGAGGUCACGGUGCCACAACCCAAGGAAGUUGUAGAGGUUACAACGCUCCAAUCCAAGGAGACUGUAGAGGUUACGACGCCACAAUCCAAGGAGGCUACAGAUGUUUCUUGUCUUCAGGAGACGUGCACUCUAGAUAUUCUGUCAUGCGAUCCAGAAACACAGCUGAACAAGUAUAGCAAUUAUCCCAACUUCGAGUCCAAGGCCCUAGAAGUAAAUCUAAAUAAUGACUGUAACCAGUAUGCUCCUAUGAUUUAUGAAUCAGAUAUCGAAGACAACGCUGACGAGAACGAGGACGAUGGCAACGAGGAGGACGACGAAGCUGAGAAGGCUGACCAGAUCACAGAGUUACCGGAGACGGUUAUGUGGUGGGACCGACCUGCUGCAGACUCUCAAAGCAAGAGUGACUCUGGUCUCAUGUGGUGGGAAGAGCCAGCCAGCGAUGAGCCGCGUUCUCAGGGUUCGAGCAGUCCUUUGCCGUGGUGGGAACAACCUGAGCCUGCUGAAGACACCAGGGUGAUCAAGCUCCCUCAGCCAGUCAUACCGUGGUGGGAGAAGUCUGAGGAAACCACGACCAGCAAAAGUCCCCUGCCGUGGUGGGAACAACCUGAAGAAUCUAGGGCAUGGAGUCCUGGUUCCCCAGUUUUCAAGAAAGAUGUUAUCGACCACAUGGGCAAGAGCUCGUCGAACGAGGAGUGGUGGAAGAAGUGGGACACGAGGGCCGACCCUGCACCCAUCAGGCUGUCCAGAGUAAGACAGGCAAGGCACGUUACACCAUGGUGGGAGACAGCGAUAAACUUGCGAGACAGCACUGGACCACCACCUCCACCCCCACCUAUGCCAGGAGCGCCGCCCCCGCCACCUAUGCCAGGAGCGCCGCCCCCGCCCCCCAUGCCAGGAAUGGGACCCCCAAAACCCAUGUCAGAAGCCAGAAAGCGCAUGUUAGAACAGAUCAGGAAGGCAGCCCGAAGCCGGCCUGACUGGAACACACUCCUCAGGAACAUUGAG
This is a messenger RNA of Cherax quadricarinatus, 4655 nucleotides long. Lineage: Eukaryota; Metazoa; Arthropoda; Malacostraca; Decapoda; Parastacidae. The record is from RefSeq and is a predicted model, not a curated record.